AUGGAAGGGCAUUCAUAUGCAGGGAGAUUAACUGUGGAAGAGAAUUUACUAGUGGUUGACAUGUCUAAGAGUUUGGCUAGGCCAAAGGAUAUACUAUAUACUCUUAAACGUAGAUAUGGGUUAAAUGUGACCAUAAUGAAAAGAAUCUACAAUGCCAGACAAAAAAGUAGGGUGAUUGAGAAAGCAGAGUGGCAUAGAAGCUAUGGUACCGCUAAUAUUGUACGUGAUUUGUUUUAUGCUCACCCUACAAGUAUUAAGCUACUGCGCACAUUUCCUCAUAUUUUGAUAAUGGAUUACACAUACAAGACAAACAGGUUUUGCUAUCCACUUUUGGAGAUUGUGGGGCUGAUGUCUACACAUCUUACAUUCUCAAUUGCAUUUGUUUAUCUUAGUGCUGAGAAAGAAGACAACUACAGAUGGGCAUUGGCUAGACUAAGGAGUGUUAUGGAUGUUAAUUCGAUUCCUAGUGUUAUUGUCAUAGAUAGAGAGUUAGCUCUCAUGAAUGCACUCCAUGAAGUCUUUCCUGGUGUUUGA
Prunus mume (Japanese apricot) is the source of this 534-nucleotide messenger RNA. RefSeq lists its product as uncharacterized. NCBI's taxonomy places the organism in Eukaryota, Viridiplantae, Streptophyta, Magnoliopsida, Rosales, Rosaceae. The record is from RefSeq and is a predicted model, not a curated record.